GGCCGUGCGUACGGAGAUUCCCAAGCGGCCAAUCCAUGUCAAUAACCCGGUCUUCUCGUCCGCGCGCGUGCAACCAUCUCCCGACAUUUGCACGGCUCCAAAGCUCCAAUUGCAUCGGAAAAACACAAAGCCGGCCUUUUGCCUGCAGCAACGACAAGAAUAAUCUAAUCGCAGGCAGCAUGUAUAAAAGGCCAUGCACCGGCACACACCAGAUCAGAUCAUCAGAGCAAGUAAUCAGCCAUGGGAAGCUUCAAGGUCUCCUUGCUCUCCCUUGUCCCCUUCCUCCUCCUGGCCCUUGUCGCGGCGCAGAACAACGGCGAAGAUGACCGGAUCACGUUCAUCGUAUACGUGCAACCCCAGGCGAACAACGCCUUCGGCACGGCCGACGACCUCCGGAAGGCGUGGUACCAGUCGUUCGUCCCCAAGGACGGCCGGCUCCUCCACGCGUACCACCACGUCGCCAGCGGCUUCGCGGCCCGGCUGACGCCGCGGGAGCUCGAAGCCAUGUCCGCCAUGCCAGGGUUCGUCGCCGCGGUGCCGAACCGGGUUUACAAGCUGCUGACCACGCACACGCCGCGGUUCCUGGGGCUGGACACGCCGGUCGGGGGCAUGAAGAACUAUUCGGGCGGGUCUGGCACCGGCGUCAUCAUCGGCGUGCUCGACAGCGGCGUCACUCCGGACCACCCUUCCUUCAGCGGCGACGGCAUGCCGCCACCGCCUGCCAAGUGGAAGGGCAGGUGCGACUUCAACGGCCGUUCCACGUGCAACAACAAGCUCAUCGGUGCUCGGGCUUUCGACACGGUGCCCAAUGCUACCGAAGGGUCGCUGUCACCGAUCGACGAGGACGGGCACGGCACGCACACGUCAAGCACGGCGGCUGGAGCAGUCGUGCCGGGUGCUCAGGUGCUUGGCCAGGGCAAGGGGACCGCGUCCGGGAUAGCGCCCCGUGCACACGUCGCCAUGUACAAGGUGUGCGGCCUGGAGGACUGCACCAGCGCCGACAUACUCGCCGGCAUCGACGCUGCCGUGGCUGAUGGCGUUGACAUCAUCUCCAUGUCACUUGGUGGGCCGUCAUUGCCGUUCCACGAGGACAGUCUCGCCGUCGGCACAUUUGCCGCCGCAGAGAAGGGGAUCUUUGUUAGCAUGUCGGCCGGCAACUCCGGUCCGAACCACACUACGUUGUCGAACGACGCGCCCUGGAUGCUCACCGUUGCCGCGAGCACCAUGGACCGUUUAAUCAGUGCUGUGGUGCACCUUGGCAACGGCCUCUCUUUCGAGGGCGAGUCAGUCUACCAGCCAGAAGUGUCGGCGUCCGUCUUGUACCCGCUUGUCUACGCGGGCGCGAGCUCGGUGGAGGACGCGCAGUUUUGCGGUAACGGGUCGCUUGAUGGCUUGGACGUCAAGGGCAAGAUAGUGCUUUGUGAGCGUGGCAAUGACGUCGGGAGGAUCGACAAAGGUUCCGAAGUGCUAAGGGCAGGAGGUGUCGGCAUGAUUCUGGCAAACCAGCUCAUUGACGGCUUCAGCACCAUCGCCGACGUGCAUGUCCUCCCAGCCUCGCAUGUCAGCCACGCUGCUGGAGAUGCGAUCAAGAACUACAUCAAGUCAACGGCGAGGCCGAUGGCGCAGUUCUCAUUCAAAGGCACUGUCCUCGGCACAUCACCAGCCCCGGCUAUCACAUCGUUCUCCUCUCGUGGGCCCAGCAUGCAGAACCCCGGCAUUCUGAAGCCAGACAUCACGGGCCCCGGUGUAAGCGUCCUCGCAGCGUGGCCAUUCCAGGUAGGCCCACCGUCAGCGCAGAAAUCAUCCGGAGCUCCCACUUUCAACUUCGAGUCCGGGACGUCCAUGUCGGCUCCGCACCUCAGCGGCAUCGCAGCGUUGAUCAAGAGCAAGAACCCAGACUGGUCGCCAGCGGCGAUCAAGUCUGCCAUCAUGACAACCGCCGACGUCACUGACCGCUACGGCAAGGCAAUACUCGACGAGCAGCACGGGGCAGCCGACUUCUUCGCCUUCGGAGCCGGCCAUGUCAACCCAGACAAGGCCAUGGACCCCGGCCUAGUGUACGACAUCGCUCCUGCGGACUACAUCGGCUUCCUCUGCGGCAUGUACACGAACAAGGAGGUCUCCCUGAUCGCGCGCCGCGCCGUGGACUGCAAGGCCAUCAAGGUGAUCCCAGAUCGCCUGCUGAACUACCCGUCGAUCUCCGUCACGUUUACGAAGUCGUGGAGCUCGAGUACUCCAAUUUUUGUGGAACGCACGGUGACCAACGUCGGAGAGGUGCCGGCGAUGUACUACGCCAAGUUAGACUUGCCGGACGACGCUAUAAAAGUCAGCGUCGUGCCGAGCUCACUGCGGUUCACCGAGGCGAACCAGGUGAAGACUUUCACGGUUGCCGUGUGGGCUAGGAAGAGCAGCGCUACGGCGGUGCAGGGCGCGCUCCGGUGGGUUUCGGACAAGCACACUGUGAGGAGUCCCAUCACGGCCACCUUCGUGUAACACUACUAGUGCUCGAUCUGCUUCACAACUUAUUAACUACGUCAAUUUAAUUUGCUUGCUGCCUUUGUUCGACAAGAUUUCAUCUUUUGUAAUGUAAGUUUAUGGAAUAAAAAUGGCUGUUAUCGUGUA
Molecule: messenger RNA, 2622 nt
Organism: Brachypodium distachyon (stiff brome)
Lineage: Eukaryota; Viridiplantae; Streptophyta; Magnoliopsida; Poales; Poaceae
Product: subtilisin-like protease SBT1.7
Exons: 1
Coding region: 241-2493 (750 amino acids)
Biological process (GO): proteolysis
Molecular function (GO): serine-type endopeptidase activity
Source: RefSeq, a predicted model, not a curated record